GUCUGGCUCCAGGCUGCUCCGGCUCCGCGGGCCGCUCCAGCGCGCUCCAGCGAGGAGCUCUAAGCGGCGCGUGUCGCGAGGGAGGGGAGGGCCGCGGGGGAGGGCCGCGCAGCAGGAGCCGUCGCGGAGGUGAGGAGCGCGACGAACGAGUCCGAGCGCCGCACCGCCACGGCCGAGGCCACGGCACGUCACCAGCACAGUCCCCGCGCGGCGCCGGCCCCGGCUGACAGAGGAGACUCGAGCAGGACGAUGGUGCACUGCGCGUGCUGCCGGAGCCGCCGCUGCCGUGGCUGUCGCCAGGACGCCGCCGGCGGUGCGGCGGGCCUCGUCGGGGAGGCCGCGGACCCGGCAGACAAGCUGUAGAACAAGCUGCUGGGGGACGUACGUGAUGGCCUCGGGGGUCGCGCUGCCGUGCUGAGGACGUCCGCCUGCCUGCCCGGGCGGCGGGCGAUGGGCGCGCGGGGCGACGUGGCGGCGGGUUGUCUGGCGGUCAUGUGUCUGGCGGUGACCUGGAGCCCGGGGGCGGCCCUGGGCCGCAACCGGAACGCGGUAGAGACGCGUGGCGACCUGACCCUGGGCGGGCUCUUCCCCGUGCACGAGAAGGGCGACCCCGCGGCGUGCGGCAAGAAAGUGUACAAUCGCGGGGUGCAGCGGCUCGAGGCCAUGAUGUACGCCGUGGACCAGAUCAACCACGACUCGGAGCUCCUGCCGGGCAUCGAGCUCGGCGUCAACAUUCUGGACACGUGCUCGAGGGACACCUACGCUCUCAACCAGUCGCUCAACUUUGUUCGCUCGUCUCCCAACACCAUCGACCUGACCGCGCUGGAGUGCCGCGACCAGGAGCCGCCCCGCCUCAAGAGGGGCAUCCCCGGGAGGAUUAUCGGAGUGGUGGGCGGCUCGUACUCCUCCGUGUCCAUCCAGGUCGCCACGCUGCUCAGGCUGUUCCGGGUGCCACAGGUGUCUCCAGCGUCCACGGCCAAGGACCUGAGCGACAAGGCGCGCUUUGAGUUCUUCGCGCGCACCGUGCCGCCAGACAACUACCAGGCCAUCGCUAUGGUGGACGUGGUCAAGUCGCUCAACUGGACGUACGUGUCCACGGUUCACUCGGAGGGCACCUACGGCGAGAACGGCAUAGAGGUGUUCGAGCGCGAGGCCUCGGAGCGCGGCGUGUGCAUCGCGGCGCACAUCAAGGUGCACGGCAAUGCGGACCAGGCCGCCUUCGACGACGUGAUUCGGAAGCUGAGCAAGGGCAACGCACGCGCCGUCGUCCUCUUCACCCGGGCCGAGGACGCCAGGGGCCUGCUGCUGGCCGCGUCCCGCUCCAAGGACUCGACUCCCUUCCACUGGCUGGCGUCCGACGGCUGGGGCCGCCAGCCGCACGUGGUCCGCGACGUGGAGGAGGUGGCCGAGGGCGCGCUCACGGUCGAGCUGCACACCGAGCCCAUCCCGGGCUUCGACGCCUACAUGGCCGCGCUCACGCCCGAGAACAACCGGCGGAACCCCUGGUUCGACGAGUACUGGCAGGAGACCUUCAACUGCUCGCUGGCGGAGGGCGCGACCGACCACUGCGCGCCCAAGCUGCGGCUCGGGCCCGAGUACGGCUACCUGCAGGAGUCCAAGGUGCCCUUCGUGGUGGACGCGGUGUACGCCUUUGCGCACGCGCUGCACGCGCUGCAGCGGGAGGUGUGCCAGGGCAACGGGACCUGCCCGGCGAUGCUCAGCAUGGACGGCGGCAACUUCUACCACAACUACUUGCUCAAGGUCAACUUCACCGGUGAGUAG
This is a messenger RNA of Frankliniella occidentalis (western flower thrips), 1782 nucleotides long. RefSeq names its product metabotropic glutamate receptor (gene mGluR). Gene Ontology annotation, cellular component: membrane. The record is from RefSeq and is a predicted model, not a curated record. The transcript has 6 exons. Lineage: Eukaryota; Metazoa; Arthropoda; Insecta; Thysanoptera; Thripidae. Gene Ontology annotation, biological process: regulation of synaptic transmission, glutamatergic; G protein-coupled glutamate receptor signaling pathway. Bases 451 to 1782 code for a protein of 443 amino acids. Gene Ontology annotation, molecular function: group II metabotropic glutamate receptor activity.